Molecule: messenger RNA, 1983 nt
Organism: Patella vulgata (common limpet)
Lineage: Eukaryota; Metazoa; Mollusca; Gastropoda; Patellidae
Product: E3 ubiquitin-protein ligase TRIM33-like
Exons: 1
Coding region: 407-1861 (484 amino acids)
Molecular function (GO): zinc ion binding; protein binding
Source: RefSeq, a predicted model, not a curated record
UGUUGUAUAAAGAGAAUGGAUUGUUUGGGUGUUUUCCUUAGUGACUGUUGUUGAUAGUGUUUUGAUUGUUUUGUUCGAUCUUUCAGGUUUUAAUCGUUUCUUUUUAGGUCACCUAAAUGGAUAGCGUAUAUUAUAUUGGACUAUCUGAAUAAUUUUGAAGUUAUGUCUCGUUCUAAGAAACUGUUGCCCGUCUGCGUAUGUACACAUUUUAGUCUUAAAACAGUGAACUGUGGUGUUUUAAAUUUUUAGUCACCUAUUUCGAUAGUGUAUUCAAUAUAGGUCGACUAAUUUAUUUUUUAUUUUAGUUCUGUUGUCGUGUGAUUGUCUAGAUGAUUUUGACUUUCCAUUCCGGAGACGGUAAAGUGUAGUGUCUCGAUAGCGUAUAUUGAAACAACUGUAAUUGAACAUGGCUGAACAGACAGACAAGGAGGUGUGUAGUAUUUGUUUAAACGACUUUCAAGAACCUGUAAUAAUUGACUGUCAACAUUCCUUCUGUUUCAGCUGUUUAGAAGAAUAUCUGACUAAAACCUCUACUAAAGAUCAGUUCCAAUGUCCAUUGUGUCGUUGUCUUAUAAACGGGGGUGUACAACAAUAUAGACCCACGCUAAACAUUGAUGACAAUUCUGUAAUUAAUAUUCCACAAUGUCAUGUGUGUUCUGAAGAUACAUCUCAAUAUUUUUGUCAAGACUGCGACCAAUAUUUAUGUAAGUCGUGUAGAGCCAUGCAUGAUAAGUUAAAAUCUUGUAAAGACCACGUUGUUUGUCGAUAUGACGAAAACCAUAUCGGUCAACAGCCCAGAUCAAGCGGAACAAAGAAAGAAAAUACACCCGUCACACAUCAUAAAGAUUUCUGCUCUCACCACGAAAAAAAGAAAGUUACAAUCUAUUGUAAAGAUUGUUCACUAGCCAUCUGUUGGAAAUGUUUCGUAGCCAAUCAUAACGGACACAAUUAUUUAGAUUUACAAGACGAUGAAGUUAGACAAAAUAUGAGACAAGAUUUACGAACAUUGAAUGAUGAUUUAGAAACACAAGUCACCAAACUGCAAAAGCACUAUGAUAAUUUAAAAAGUAAAUUAAUUGAAGUCAAAAACUUUACAAAAACUGAAUGCGACAAAGUUGAUGCACGGGUUAAUAAAAUCUGCUCAGAAUUUCGUAAAAUCGGAGAAAAUAUUAAACAGGAAAUGCAGAAAACUGGUGAAGAUGCAGAAUCCAAAUUCGAGAAAUUGAUGGAGGACAUUAAAAUACUAACAGAAGAUUUAAAAGGUAGUGUUAAAUAUUCAGUAAAUGUUUUAGAAGAUUCGUCCAUUGUUGAAGUUUUACAAAGAAUACCCAAAGUGCGACAGGAGAAAGAUGGAAGUAGUUGCAGAAAAUUGGAUAUACCAGAUGUAAGAUAUUCAAGAUUUCAAAUAGCAAAGAUAGAUAAAACUUUGUUAACUCGUCAACUUGGUAAAAUUGUAAGUUGUCAUCAGAACAUGUUUGAAGAUAUUUUUAAUGUGAAUGGUAAAUGGCGUCGUAUUUAUCAUUGUAAACAACAUGUACUUUCAGGUUUUACAUGGAGUAUCAGUGUAUUUAAAAACAAUUCAUUAUAUGUUACAUUACAGCUGGAUGACGUAGAGGAUGAAAGUAUUACGUCAUGUAAAGUUGACGUCACAUUUAAAGUUAUAAAUAAAACAGAUGAUAGACAUCAUGUGGUUAAACAUUGUAAUAAAACUAUUAAACCUGAUGAGGUGGACGUCUAUUAUACUAAUUUUAUUGACUGGGAAAAACUCGGUAACACUGUCAGUGGAUUUAUUGAUGAUGAUGGAAACUUUACAAUUCAAGUAAUAAUUAAUGAAGUUACCGACAUUGAAAGACGUGAAUAAUUAGAUUCCAGGUACCGUUGGCGAGUAGGAAAUAUUUCAAAUGCUAGAAUAAUAAUUCCUAUGAUUGUAUAGUGAUUUGACAACCUGUUUUAAUCGCAAUAGGUGUAUAAAUAAAUAUGUAU